AUGUCUGAAGAGAAGCCCAAGGAGGGAGUCAAAACGGAGAACGACCACAUUAACCUGAAAGUGGCGGGACAGGAUGGUUCUGUGGUCCAGUUCAAAAUCAAAAGGCACACACCGCUCAGCAAGCUCAUGAAGGCGUACUGUGAAAGACAGGGUCUUUCAAUAAGGCAGAUCAGAUUCCGAUUUGAUGGCCAGCCAAUAAAUGAGACAGACACCCCAUCACAGCUGGAGAUGGAGGAUGAAGACACCAUAGAUGUGUUCCAGCAGCAGACAGGAGGCCACUGCUAA
Molecule: messenger RNA, 285 nt
Organism: Knipowitschia caucasica
Lineage: Eukaryota; Metazoa; Chordata; Actinopteri; Gobiiformes; Gobiidae
Source: the annotation of a GenBank genome assembly